UCCUUGCGACUCGAUCAAUGUCUAAUAAGCAUAAAGUCGCUUUUUAUUGCAUUAACUCGUAUUAUAGUGCAGCAUUCUUAAUUUUUUGAAACGAUAAACUGCUAAAACUUUCUCAAGAAAUGUUAGAAUGACGUACAUCAAAAGCUCGGCGUAAUUCAGCGAUUAGCGAUCGCGCGGACAGAAUAGACCUGCAUAGCAGUCGUUAGACUUGCUUCGUUUCGGAAACAUGAAAAUAUACGUGAUUUGCGUCGUUGUUUUUUUCCUUGCACCAGCUGUUUUUGCUAGCUUUUCUCCGUUAAUAGAAGAUGAUUUUCACGCUUAUGAAGCAGAUUGUGGAGCGAGUGAUGAGAGCAUCGAAGCUGCUAGACGAGCCAGGCAACUACCCCAAAGCCCACAAAUGAACGCGUUCGCUUUGUGCAUGAUGCAAAAAUACAAAGUCAUGGCUGCAGAUGGAUCCGUUAAUCCCGACGUUCGGUCUUACGGAAUCAUCACUGACGGCCCUGACAAUACCUGGAGAGUUUCUGAACAUUGUAGAACUUUAAAUGGAAACAGCGCCGGAGAAACCGCGAGGAUGAUAAUGAACUGUUACCUGGACAAUAAUCAGUUGGUGAUGGGCUUGACUCCUCGAGUUUCCGCUUGAAUACUAAAUAUAUUUUGUUACGCACUUGAUUGUUAUGAAUAAUGCAAAUGCUCUGUAAUAGUAAAAUUUCCGGCUUUAUUAAAUAUACGUAAGAAAUA
Messenger RNA from Nasonia vitripennis (jewel wasp), 738 nucleotides. RefSeq names its product putative odorant binding protein 62. The record is from RefSeq and is a predicted model, not a curated record. NCBI's taxonomy places the organism in Eukaryota, Metazoa, Arthropoda, Insecta, Hymenoptera, Pteromalidae. The transcript has 5 exons. The coding region runs from base 227 to 640 and encodes 137 amino acids. Gene Ontology annotation, molecular function: odorant binding.